AUGGCAAGUGGGCUGGUCCCGGCAAUGCCAGCAGGGCUGGGAUACCUUCUCCUUCCUCCCUCAACCGUCUUCUACCCAGGGCUGGUGCUGACCACCAGCUCCAACUCAAGCAGGCGCCUCCUCUACCAGCUGCAAGGAGCUUGCGACGACCGCAACCUCCGACCUCCCUUCUCCCGCGAGCAGCUGGGAGAGGAGAGGAGGGGAAGGAGGAGCAACCAGACCCUGGGGACCCUCCUCGUCCUGUCGCAGAUCUGGGGUGAAAACUUCUACCACUGGAUGGUAGAAUGUCUCCCGCGCGUCUCCUUCCUCCCCUCCCACCUGCUUCUCUCGCCUGACCUCGUCAUCGCCGUCCCAGCUCUCAACCCCUUCGUUGUGGCAACUUUGCGGCUACUGGGGGUGGAAAAGGAGAAGCUCCUGCCUUUCGCUCACCAGCACGUGUACCAUGCCCGCGCCGUCCUCCUUCCCAGCUCGGGAGUCUGCGGGAUCGGACCUCCUCCUCGCAUCCUCCGCCGCACGUCAAGAGCUCUGCGUAAGGGACUGGACGCCAUCGAAGCAGCGAGAGAAGCAGGAGAAGCAGCAGGAGCAGGAAGGGCCUGUGUGCUUGUGCAACGAUCGGCGAAUAACGGGAGAAACAUUCUCAAUCAUGAUGAAGUUCUCCUUGCUUUGAAAAGGACGUUCAAAGAUGUCUGCGACUGGAGGGUCAUGAAGCCACUCUGGGGAGGAGACAAGGAGCUGGGCAUGCUUGCAGCAGCUUCUCUCUUCCGCCAUGCGUCGCUCAUCGUCGCUCCUCACGGCGGCUCACUCGCCAACCUCAUGUUUGCAAGCCCACACGCUUGUCUUGUUGAGAUCCUGCCAGCGUUCCGCCCUAACUUGUGCUACGAGCGCCUUUCUCGGGCCCUGGGCUUGCGCUACUUCGGGCUGGUGGUUCCCGGCAGCUUCUCGCAGCUUCCGAUGCAAGUCGACCUCCUCCUCCUUCUCCGUACAGUCGCGUCAGCCCUGGAAGGAGCGAGGUAA
Molecule: messenger RNA, 1014 nt
Organism: Guillardia theta CCMP2712
Lineage: Eukaryota; Cryptophyceae; Pyrenomonadales; Geminigeraceae
Exons: 5
Coding region: 1-1014 (337 amino acids)
Molecular function (GO): glycosyltransferase activity
Source: RefSeq, a predicted model, not a curated record